Messenger RNA from Monomorium pharaonis (pharaoh ant), 3832 nucleotides. RefSeq names its product odorant receptor 24a. Gene Ontology annotation, molecular function: olfactory receptor activity; odorant binding. Gene Ontology annotation, biological process: detection of chemical stimulus involved in sensory perception of smell; sensory perception of smell. The transcript is spliced from 7 exons. The record is from RefSeq and is a predicted model, not a curated record. The coding region runs from base 2000 to 3232 and encodes 410 amino acids. Gene Ontology annotation, cellular component: plasma membrane. Lineage: Eukaryota; Metazoa; Arthropoda; Insecta; Hymenoptera; Formicidae.
UUAAAAAUAGAUAAUUAAAAAAAAUGAAAUAGAACAUAAAACUAAUUCAAAUACGCAAAUAUUUAAAUUAAAUUCCCAAUAAUAAAAGAGAAGUAUCGAUUUAUAUCUUAUAGCGAUUUUUAUUUAAAUUUGCACAAUGAAAAAUAUUAAUAAAAAAACAUAUAAACAUAAAAAUUUUAAGAAGCUACAGAUAUGUGAUAUGAUCUGUAUUCUAAUUCUUUAAUAUACGCAAUUUGCAAAAAAUAUCAAAAUUUUAUAUUUCUAUAUUUAAAAAAUUUACUUUUAGGUGAUUUCAUGCAUUACAGAAACUAGUUAUAAAUAUGUUCUAAGUAUAGAUUCAUAAUUUUUUAAUUGUAUAAACUAAUCAUGUUUUUAUAAGUGUUAAUGUAUUGUAAUAUUUAGUUUUCAAGAAAUAAGAGAUUGUUACUGAAAAGAUCUAUAACAAUAUCGGCGACUUUUCUUUCUUAUGAGUAUUAGAUUAGUAUUUGUCUUUGAAUUAAAAUCAUCUGGAUUGAGCAUGCUAUUGUUCUCGGUGAUGCCGAGAAAGAAGUAUAUAAUGUAGAAUUCGUUACUAAAAAAAGACAAUGAUAUAAAAAUGACAUUUUUCUAAGUUUAGUAGAACCAAUUGGGUCACAAAAAGUGACCAAUUGGUUCAUUAAAAAGAGACGACAUAAAAAUGACAUCCCUUUCUGUAGAACUGUGAGUGAUCAAUCAGGUUUACUAGAAACAGACAAUAAUUUCGCACUAUAUGCACCUCUCCCUUAGUUUUACCUAUAAAGACGGCUCAAUCCAAAUGUUUUCAUUUUAAUGUUAUUUGUAUUACUAAAUAAUAAUUUGAUUUUCAGUUAUUAAAAACAUCAGUUGGCUAUGUAUCAGUUUUGCAUACAACAAGAAGUUAAUAAGGAAAUAAGAUUUGUUUAGAAAUAACUAGAAAAUUUUAUUGAAUAAUGGAUGGAAUCUGAAACUAAAUUCAAACCUGAAUUCUUCAUAAAUAUCUAUUUUUCUUAAAUAUAUAGAGUAAAGAAAUUCUUUUAACUGUUUAAUUUUAAAUAAAGAAUAAUUUAGUUCGGAAAUAAGUAUCUUAAGUAAUUAAGAUAAAGUAUAUAUUUAAUUUAAAAAAAGUUUUAAAUAACAGUUGUUUGAUUUUAAAGAAAUAAAUUAAUUGUCAAAAAUAAUAAUUGUUUUGUGUAAUUUAAGGAUUAAUUUUAAGUUUAAUUUUAUUCAAUUAUUGUAUGUUUUAUUUAAAUAAAAUUGACUUACGUAUCAUUUUAAGUAUGAAAAUAUAUAAGUGGAAAAAGAUAGUUUGAGAUAUUUUGUACUUUGCAUUAAUACGAAUUAUAAUGCAAUAAUAAACGCAUUACUAAGUAAAGUGUCAUCUGUAAAUUUUUUAAAAAUUUCGAUUUAGAAAUUCUAUGUAUAACAAUAAAUUGGUUUUGGCCGAGAUGAAAUCUGGAUCUUCAGUAUAAGAGACUGUACUAUCUGCUACACCACGCCUCCUUCAUACAUUCUUAAAAAGGUAAUUGUUAUGGGGAUUAUUAAUACAAUAAAUUAUAUAUAUAUUUUUAUUUUAUCUUACUCUAAAUUUCAAAACUUUUUUAGUUAUUCAAUCCAUUAUCCGAUAAUAAUGAGCGAAAAUUGUAUAGAAUUAGAAACAAAGAAAGAAGGAAUAAUAGAUUCUUGCAGCAGUUGUCUCAUCAACAUAUUUUAUUUUUUUAAUGGUAUUGUAUAUAGAAUAUUACUAUCUAUAGUUAUGAGUUAUGAUUAUAGAAUAUAUCUACCUUUGCCUUGCUAAUACAACAGCCACCUAUUAUUAAAUUUUUAUUCACGAAUGUGUCGUGCGAAGUUCGAUAUAGGAGUGACGGAAACUUCAAGUGAGGGUGAAUAGUUAAUACAUUUUUUGCAGGAUCGUUCAACUUUCUCGAAAGUUAUUAUUAUAAGCAUGUGCGAAAACUGGUUUUUACUGAAUAAGAGGUUACAUCGAUUCUUGUGAAAAGAACAAAUGUCAGUCUAUAGACAACGUUCGACAUGGAAAGUUCAAAAUAUAAUGGAUACCGAGGUAGAUUUCGAAUGGGCUGUGAAAUUAAAUCGUUUUAUUUUAAAUAUAAUUGGUCUUUGGCCCAAGUUUGCACAAAAUUUUCGACAAAAGUUAAUGUGCAAUUUUCGAGUGCUUGUCGCUCUUUUGGCAAUAACGUGUGGCGUUCUGAUUCCAUCUAUACAUUCAUUAAUAAGAAUUUAUGGAGAUAUAGUGCUAAUGAUGGACAAUUUGCAAUUUACCUUACCGGCUAUAAGUUGUUCGAUAAAAAUCGUAAUUUUUUGGUGGAAGAAAGAAGCUAUUGCACCAAUUAUAAAUAUGAUCGUGGAGGAUUGGUUAAAGUUAAAAAAUGUACAAGAAAGAAGUUUAAUGAUCAGAAGGGCACAUAGUGCACGCAUAAUUAUUAUAUUCGCAUAUUGCAUAAUGGGAGCAGCAGUGUUUUUUGCUAUCAUUCUGCCUUGCUUUGGAAUAUCGAUGAGAACUACGACUAACAUUACCGAUCCAGGCAAACCAAUGCCUCUACAAACUCAUUAUAUUUACGAUGUAACAAAAAGUCCACAGUAUGAACUAACAUUUAUUAGCCAAUCUAUUUAUAUUGUUAUUGCUAUGAUGGCUUAUACCGGAAUUGAUAAUUUUCUUGGACUACUGAUUUUCCAUAUAUGUGGUCAGUUAGACAUUUUGAAAAAUCGUAUAACAAGAUUUGAUAAAUAUAUAAAUUCUCAUAAAAUACUAAAAGGUUGUAUAAUAAGACACAUCCGCUUACUUAGAGCUAUUGAUAUCAUUGAAGAUACUUAUAAUAUAAUUCUUCUCUUUUUAUUUGUAUAUUUUGCAUUGCACUUCGCUUGUUAUGGUUUCCAAAUAAUUACUCUGUUUGAUGAAGGAAAUGAUAUAUCGUUCUCUCAUUUAAUAUAUUUUGUUUCCACCGUAAUUAAUAUAUUUGCACAUAUGUGCUUGUAUUGCGCUCUUGGAGAGAUCUUGGUUGCUCAGACUAAUAAAAUAUAUUAUGCGGCAUACAGUAAUAAAUGGUAUACCAAUUUGAAUCCAAAAAUAACACAAAACUUAUUGCUUUUAAUGAUAAGAGGCUCUAAACCGGUCUAUCUUACUGCUGGAAAAAUAUUCCCUUUAACGAUGACAACGUUUUGCAGUUUAUUAAAAACAUCAGUUGGCUAUGUAUCAGUUUUGCAUACAACAAGAAGUUAAUAAGGAAAUGAGAUUUGUUUAGAAAUAACUAGAAAAUUUUAUUGAAUAAUGGAUGGAAUCUAAAACUAAAUUCAAACCUGAAUCCUUCAUAAAUAUCUAUUUUUCUUAAAUAUAUAGAGUAAAGAAAUUCUUUUAACUGUUUAAUUUUAAAUAAAGAAUAAUUUAGUUCGGAAAUAAGUAUCUUAAGUAAUUAAGAUAAAGUAUAUAUUUAAUUUAAAAAAAAUUUUAAAUAACAGUUGUUUGAUUUUAAAGAAAUAAAUUAAUUGUCAAAAAUAAAAAUUGUUUUGUGUAAUUUAAGGAUUAAUUUUAAGUUUAAUUUUAUUCAAUUAUUGUAUGUUUUAUUUAAAUAAAAUUGACUUACGUAUCAUUUUAAGUAUGAAAAUAUAUAAGUGGAAAAAGAUAGUUUGAGAUAUUUUGUACUUUGCAUUAAUACGAAUUAUAAUGCAAUAAUAAACGCAUUACUAAGUAAAGUGUCAUCUGUAAAUUUUUAAAAAAUUUAGAUUUGAAAAUUCUAUGUAUAACAAUAAAUUGGUUUUGGCCGAGAUCAAAUCCGGAUCUUCAGUGUAAAAGACCAGUGUGCUAUCUGCUACACCACGCCUC